Lasiosphaeria miniovina is the source of this 1785-nucleotide messenger RNA. RefSeq lists its product as uncharacterized. Gene Ontology annotation, molecular function: N,N-dimethylaniline monooxygenase activity; NADP binding; flavin adenine dinucleotide binding. Bases 1 to 1785 code for a protein of 594 amino acids. Lineage: Eukaryota; Fungi; Ascomycota; Sordariomycetes; Sordariales; Lasiosphaeriaceae. The record is from RefSeq and is a predicted model, not a curated record. The transcript has 4 exons.
AUGGCAAGCCACGACGACAAUGACGGCGACGACACCACGGAAAAAGCAGCGAGCUACAGCCAGUUCGCGUGCAUCGGGGCGGGCUUCUCAGGGAUCGGACUGGGGGCCAUGCUGGAGCGGCGGCACGGGACCGGCGACGCAGGCGCAGACGUGCGCAUCUUCGAGCGCGCGAGCGGCCCCGGCGGCGUGUGGGAGGCGAACCGCUACCCGGGGAGCGCGUGCGACAUCCCCGGCGUGCUGUACAGCUUCUCCUUCGCGCCCAACCCGCACGGCGCCGCCACGUACCCGACGGCCGCCCAGAUCCGCGCCUACUUGACCGCCGUCGCCGCCAAGUACGGCCUGCUGGAUCCUGGCCAGGAGCGCAUCACGUUCAACGCCACCGUCCAGCGCUGCGAGUGGCUCGACGGCCCGCGGCGCUGGCGCCUGCGCGUGCGCGACAGCAGCAGCAACGGGACCGUCUUCACCCACGAGGCGCAGUUCCUGUUCGCCGGCACCGGCGUGCUGGUCGAGCCGCGUGCGCUUGACGUGCCGGGGCUCGACGCGUUCCACGGCGCCGUCAUGCACUCGGCGCGAUGGCGGGACGACGUGGCGCUGGCGGGCAAGCGUGUCGUCAUGUUCGGAAACGGUUGCACUGCUGCACAGAUCGUGCCGGCCCUUCUCGCUGGCGGCGCCGCGCACGUCACCCAGGUAGUCCGCUCGCGCCACUGGGUCGUGCCGCCCGUCCGCGACUCGCCCGUGCUGCGGCCGCCGACGACGGCAGAGGCGGAGGGUAGAGGCAGUGCGGCGUGGGCGGCGCGGUGGCGGUGGCGCCUCCAGCGGCUCGUUGUGGCGGCCGCUGCCGAGGUCGAGUUCCUGGCCUUCCGCGGCACUGCGGCCGCGGACCGGCUCAACAGACGCCGCCGCGCGCGCGCCGAGCGGUAUAUACGCCGCACGGCGCCGGCCGAGUACCACGAGCUGCUGGUGCCCGACUUCAAGAUCGGGUGCAAGCGGCGCAUCUUCGACCCGGGCUACCUGCGCAGCCUGCACGCGGCCAACGUGACGCUGACGGAUGCCGGGGUCAGCGAGGUCGUACCCCAGGGCAUCCGCGCGGCGGCCGACGGCACCGUGACCGAGGCCGAUGUCAUUGUGCUGGCCAACGGCUUCGAGACGAACAGGUUCCUGGCCGGCAUCGACGUGCGCGGCCGCGGCGGCGAGUCGGUGGUUGAUCACUGGGCCGCGCUCGGCGGCCCCGGUGCGUACGAGACGGUGGCCAUGAGCGGGUUCCCCAACUUCUUUAUGCUGCAGGGCCCCAACACCAUCACCGGACACACGUCGGUCAUCAUGGCCAUCGAGAACGCCCUCGCGCUGGCCCUGCGCGUCAUCGAGCCUGUGCUUAACGGCGAGGCCGCGGCCGUCGAGGUCACGCGGGCCGCAGAGGCCAAGUACGUCGCGCAGGUGCAGCGCGAUUUGCAAAGCAGGACCGUCUGGUCCCACGGCGGGUGUCGGAGCUGGUACCAUGAGUGGAACGGCAUCAUCUAUCCGUACUAUCAGCUGCACUUUUGGUACCGCUGCCGCUUUCCAACCUGGAGCGACUGGGCUUUUCACGAAGACUUAGCAACUCGCGCCAAGAAGGCGGCUCGCCGCCGCACCAACGCCCUCCGGUUGUUCAAACUGGUUUCGGUGUUUGGGGGGCUGCUUGCCCUGGCUAUGUAUUCAUCUUAUCACAACGAGAGGACGGCUGUCGGUGGGGCGUGGUCAGGGUCUCUCGCCUCGGUGGCUGGUUUCUUCCGGUCACAGAUGAUAUAG